AGUCCAGGCUUCUCACAUUGGGUUUACCCCUCCACUAUACCUAAUUUCAAGAUGACCCGAUCUCACAAGGCCAACGACCGUGACCACAAGGGCAUCGCCGAGGGCACCGCCUCUCCUGUCGACCACCUUCCUCGCUUCUUCGCCAAGCACGGCUAUGCCGAUGUCGACCCCAAGAAGAUCAAGAAGGACGGUGGUGGCAAGGGUAACUGGGGUGGUUUUGGCGAUGAGGUAAUGGACGAGGGCUUUUCUUUCACCAACGCCCGUCGUCGUUCCAACAGCUCCUCCUUCUCCCACCACGUCUCCGAAUUCAAGACCAAGUUUGAGGUCAAUGAAGCUGAGCCUGUCUUUGAAGAGUCUCUUCAUGGACCCAUUGACGAGAACGAGGAAGAACUCUCCAAGGAGAAUUCCUCCGAGAGCGGUCGCUCGUCAUCCUAA
This is a messenger RNA of Clonostachys byssicola, 435 nucleotides long. The record is from the annotation of a GenBank genome assembly. NCBI's taxonomy places the organism in Eukaryota, Fungi, Ascomycota, Sordariomycetes, Hypocreales, Bionectriaceae.